This is a messenger RNA of Helianthus annuus (common sunflower), 1140 nucleotides long. Its product is annotated as TMV resistance protein N-like. The transcript has 2 exons. The coding region runs from base 1 to 1140 and encodes 379 amino acids. The record is from RefSeq and is a predicted model, not a curated record. NCBI's taxonomy places the organism in Eukaryota, Viridiplantae, Streptophyta, Magnoliopsida, Asterales, Asteraceae. Gene Ontology annotation, biological process: defense response. Gene Ontology annotation, molecular function: ADP binding.
AUGAAGAACACUUUUAAUGGGCAUGAAGCUAGAAUUAUCCAACAAAUUGUUCAAGACAUUUCACUAAAGCUAUGUUUCAUUAACUUGAGCGUUGAUGGGAAGUUAGUAGGCAUGGAAACCCGGGUAAAGAAUGUAGUUUCAUCUUUAGAAUAUGGCUCUGAUGAUAUUCGCAUGAUAGGGAUCAAGGGGAUAGGAGGUGGUGGGAAGACCACUUUGGCAAGAGCUAUUUUUGAUCAUAUAUCCAUUUGGUUUGAAGGUAAAAGCUUUGUUGAGAAUGUCAGAGAAGUUUCCAAGGGCUCUGGUUUGAAGGAAUUGCAAAAGCAGAUACUUUUAGAUGUGUUAAAUGAUAAAAGCAUUGUAGAAAAUAUUUCUGAUGGAAAAAAUAGGAUGAAAAAUUUGAUGCGUGGUAAAAAGGUGCUUGUAGUUCUAGAUGACGUGGAUCAUAUAAACCAGCUUGAGGCGUUAGCAGGUGAUAUUACUUGGUUUAAGCCAGGAAGUAGAAUCAUCAUCACAACAAGAGAUGAGCAAGUGUUGGUAGCUCAUGGUGUUCAUAGUUACAAUAUUCAUGAUGUGAGUCUGCUAUCACAUGAGGAAGCAAAUUGCCUCUUCAGUAGGUAUGCACUUAUGAGGGUGAUUCCAAAUCAAGGGUAUGAAGAGCUAUCAAGAAAAGUUGUAAAUUAUGCUGCUGGUCUUCCCUUAACAAUCAAAGUUUUGGGUUCACAUCUUUGCGGUAGAAGUGAACGUGAAUGGGAAGAUGCCUUAGAAAGACUAAAAACAAUUCCGUUGAAGGAAACUUUGGAGAUACUGGAACUAAGCUACAAUGGUCUAGAGAAUGAUCAAAAAGAAAUAUUCCUAGAUGUUGUAUGCAUACUGAAAGGUGAAAUGAAGGACGAAGCAAUCAGAAUACUUGAAAGCUGUGGGUUUAGGGCUCAUAUUGGUUUAAGCGUACUUGAGCAGAAAUCUUUGAUAACUGUAUCUAGUACUGAUGGUUUACGCUUCCAUGACCACAUUGAAGAGAUGGGUUGGAAUAUUGUUCGUCGUUUGCACCCUCAUGAGCCUAGCAGACAUAACCGAUUAUGGAUUAAAGAGGAAAUUGAAGAUAUAUUGGUUAAUGAAUUGGUAAGGUUGAAGUUUAUAUGA